Molecule: messenger RNA, 4218 nt
Organism: Dioszegia hungarica
Lineage: Eukaryota; Fungi; Basidiomycota; Tremellomycetes; Tremellales; Bulleribasidiaceae
Product: putative Aminoadipate-semialdehyde dehydrogenase
Exons: 4
Coding region: 1-4218 (1405 amino acids)
Biological process (GO): L-lysine biosynthetic process
Molecular function (GO): phosphopantetheine binding; L-aminoadipate-semialdehyde dehydrogenase [NAD(P)+] activity
Source: RefSeq, a predicted model, not a curated record
AUGGCAGCAACACCAAAUGGAGACAGCGAGGAGGCCAAGCUACAGCGAUGGGCAGAUAGGCUGGCCUCGCUCCCGAGCUUGGCGCUACCUACGGACUAUCCCAGGCCAUCUCCAUCCAAGCUGGUCGAGUCGUUCCAGACCAUGCCUCUCCCAGCCUCCCUCACACCGACCCUCCUUCGCCUGACGGUCGAGUUCUCGGCCAUCUUUCCCAACUCCCCCUUCCCUACGCCAUACCACCUCAUCCUGACCUCGUUCGUCAUCCUUCUCUUCCGGUACACACCGGACCCGUCGCUGGUCGUCUGCACGUCCGGGCAGGGAACAACUAUGCCGCUCCUCCUCAAGCUGGAUAUCGCAACAGAGAACACCUUCUUUGACGUGCUUCGGCAAGUGAUGGAAGCUGAAGCUCUCGCCGAAGGGGAUGCUCUGCCCAUCUCCAAAAUCGUCGACAAGAUCAAGCCGGAAGGUCCGCUCUUCCGCGUGCGCUUCCUGGACUCUACCCAGGUAGAAACGGAUCCUACCACAUCUCUCACUACGGAUCUCACCCUCUUCCUGCUCGCGUCGCAGAAUGAAACGCCCCUUACCCGGACGUCCAUCCCCGCACUCUACCUUCGCCUCGCGUACAACUCGCUGCUCUUCACACAAGCGCGCAUCACCGCUAUCCUCGAAUCUCUUCAACAGCUCCUCACUUCUGCCGCCUCCCUCGGUGCCGCACACCCGAUCGGGUCCAUACCCCUCCGGACCGUAUCGCAGGUGGGCACACUGCCUGACCCCGCGGCAGAUCUCGACUGGUGUGGCUUUGUCGGAGCCAUCCCGGACAUCUUCUCGGCGAACGCUGCGGCGCACCCAGAGAGGAUCUGCGUGGUUCAGAGUGAGCUGGAAGAGGGACAAAGCGUCAUGGAUGGGCCAAGCAGGGGAAGGAGGACGUUCACGUAUCGUCAGAUCGACGAAGCGAGUAAUGUGCUCGCGCAUGCGUUGCUGAAGAAUGGGCUGGAAAGAGGAGAGGUGGUCAUGGUGUAUGCGGCAAGGAGUGUGGAGAUGGUGGUCUGCGUGAUGGGUAUUUUGAAGGCUGGAGGUGUAUUUUCUGUUGUCGACCCUGCAUACCCUCCAUCUCGCCAGACGGUCUACCUGGAAGUUUCCUCGCCCCGAGCACUCCUCGUCAUCUCCUCAGCGGGCGUCCUCGCCCCAUCGGUCUCAGAGUACAUCUCCACCAAGCUCUCCCUCCGUCUACACGUCCCCGCCAUUGCUCUCUCAGCCGACGGCAUUACCGGCUCCCGGUCUGACGCUUCGGAAGACAUCCUCGGACCAUUCCAAUCUCUAUCGCAGACCCCAGCCGGUGUGGUGCUCGGUCCCGACUCUCCAGCCACGCUCAGCUUUACCAGCGGAAGUACCGGUAUCCCCAAAGGUGUCAAGGGUCGGCAUUACAGCUUGACGCACUUCUUCCCGUGGAUGGGCAAGCGAUUCGGGCUGGACGAGAACUCAAAGUACACCAUGUUGUCGGGUAUCGCCCACGACCCUAUUCAGCGAGACAUGUUCACACCCCUUUUCCUUGGCGCUCAGCUGCACGUCCCUACAGCAGACGAUAUCGGCACGCCUGGCCGGCUCGCCGAAUGGAUGGCCGACUCCGAGGUCACCGUCACCCACCUCACUCCCGCCAUGGGUCAGCUCCUCUCGGCGCAGGCCACCCGUCAGAUCCCUACCCUCAGGAACGCCUUCUUCGUCGGAGACGUCCUCACCAAGCGGGACUGCACUCGGCUGCAAUCCCUCGCCAAGAAUGUCUGUAUUAUCAACAUGUACGGAACGACCGAAACCCAGCGGGCGGUCUCGUACUUUGCCAUCCCGAGUGUCAACGAGGACUCGACCUUCUUGUCUACCCAGAAGGACCUCAUUCCUGCUGGACAGGGGAUGAUCGAUGUUCAGCUCCUGGUUGUCAACAGGACGGAUCGCAACGUCCCUUGUGCGGUCGGAGAGAUGGGCGAGAUUUACGUCCGAUCAGGAGGACUGGCAGAGGGGUACCUCGACCCAGCGGCGACGGCCGAAAAGUUCGUCAAGAACUGGUUUGGUGAGGGCGUGGAGCGGGAGGAUACGCUCGUCAAGUCGAACCCUGCUGCUGCCAAGCACUGGUUUGGGAUCCGGGAUCGGAUGUACCGGUCAGGUGAUCUCGGUCGAUACCUCCCUGACGGGCGUGUCGAGUGUACCGGUCGAGCCGACGAUCAAAUCAAGAUCCGAGGCUUCCGCAUCGAACUCGGCGAGAUCGAUACGCAUCUCUCGCGUCACCCGCUUGUUCGCGAGAACGUUACGCUCGUCAGGCGUGACAAAGACGAGGAGAAAGUGCUGGUCAGCUAUUUCGUCCCUAUCGACGGGGACGGGCUGGACAAGUACAUGUCUGCGAGCGAGGGCGGAGAGGAUGAGGAUAUGGACAUGAAGACGGAGAUGCUGCGUGGGGUGAGACGGUAUAGGCGUUUGAUACGCGAUAUUCGGGAAUACCUGAAGAAGAAACUCCCUUCGUACGCGGUCCCGGCCGUCUACUUCCCCCUAUCGAAACUCCCCCUCAACCCCAACGGCAAGGUCGACAAGCCAGCGCUUCCCUUCCCAGACACAGCGCUCGCGCCUCCCGUGGCGUCAAAAGACCUCGCCACUCUCACUCCCACCCAAAAGACAAUCCACGAUAUCUGGCUCAAACUCCUUCCCUCCCCACCGCCCGCCGUUGCCAUCGACGAAAACUUCUUCGAUAUGGGCGGUCACUCUAUCCUCGCCACUCGGCUCAUCUUUGAGAUCCGCAAGACGUUCGUUGUCAAUGCACCGCUUGGGCUCGUCUUUGAAAAGCCAACUAUCGCGGCGCAGGCUGCGGAGAUUGACAGUCUGCGCCAGGUCGACCUCGGCGCGGGCUCAGCACCGGUCAAGCAGGCAGCACCGGAGACUCCGUACGCUGCGGAUGUCGAGAUACUGGCGAAGCAGCUUCCGCAAUUCUCCCCACUCCCCGCCGACUUUGGCAAAAAGCCGAUCACCGUCUUCCUUACCGGCGCCACGGGUUUCCUCGGGGCUUUCAUCCUUGCCGAUCUACUAGCGCGGAAUGUCAAGAAGGUCAUCUGCCUUGUUCGCGCCAAGGACGCGUCAGGUGGGAUGGCGAGACUCAGGGAGUCUGGAGAAGGGCGGGAUGCUUGGGAUGAGAGCUGGGUGACAGAUGGCAAGGUAGAGGCGGUCGCUGGGGAUUUGGCGGAUGAGCACUUUGGGCUGGAUAAGGCGACUUGGGACCGGAUCGCCGGCGAAGCCGACUCGGUCCUGCACAACGGUGCCGUCGUCCACUGGGUCUACCCCUACGCCAAGAUGCGCGCCGCCAAUGUCCUUUCCACCCUCACUGCCCUCCACCUCUGCGCCGAACAACAGCCCAAAGCCUUCUCCUUCAUCUCGUCCACCGCCGUCCUCGAUGCCGAGGGGUUCAACCGGAAAUCGGAUGAGUCAAUCCACAGUGGCGGAACGGGAUUGAUGGAGACGGACGACCUGGAGGCGGGCCGCACUGCCCUGGAUACGGGCUAUGGCCAGUCCAAGUGGGUGUGCGAGAAGCUCGUUAUGGAGGCUGGGAAGCGCGGCUUGUCGGGAUAUUCACUCCGGCCGGGGUACAUCCUCGGACACUCCCGGUCGGCCGUCACCAAUACGGACGACUUUAUCUGGCGUAUGGUCAAAGGCUGCCUUCAACUCGGCCUCAUACCAGAUAUCAACAAUACCAUCAACCUCACCCCUGCCGACCACGUCGCGCUCCUCGCUUCUCUCUCUACGCAAAUCAUCGACCCGGCACAGCCGUUCAAGAUCAUACACGUGACUGGUAAUCCCCGGAUCCGGUUCAAUGACCUCCUCGGCUCGCUCGCGGUCUAUGGCUACCCCACCCAAAAGGUCGAGUAUGUCCAGUGGCGGACCAAGCUCGAGCAGCACGUGCUCGAGACGCAGGACAAUGCGCUCUUCCCUCUGCUGCACUUUGUGCUGGAUGAUCUGCCGACCAGUACCAAGGCGCCCGAGAUGGACGAUGCGAAUGCGCGGGCGCUGGCGCGUGCAGGCGGCGAGAAGGAGGGAGCAGGGGUGGAUGAGAAGCUUAUAGGGCUGUAUUUGGCGUGGUUGAUUCGUGCGGGCUUCUUGGAGGCGCCGUCGGGACAGGGGGAGAAGACAUUGCCGGAGAUCCAGGGUGGGGCGAUUGCGGCGAUCGGACGGACCACAGCGGGGAAGUAG